UGUUCCACUUUGAUUACUUGAAGAACUUAAUGUUUCAAACAAAAGUCUUUUCCAAAGUAAUACACAAUAGUAAAAAGAGCAUUGUGUAGUCGCAUUGUUUCAGCGUACUCAGCUAUCAUAACUACUGCAGAUAAUAUGGGAAAUAAUGAAUGGUAAAUCUCCGGAUAACUGGCCUCUUUGAAUUAAUCCUUGCUUCGUCGCUAGGCGCAUUCGUUCAGGCAGGCGAAACAGCUAAAUUUGUCCCAAGGUUUUUUGAAACCGUAUAUUCAGAGGCAGAGCGAUAUAACCUUGACUUCAACCGAGCGUUCAUUUUUAUAAGUAGCCUUGUAUAAACAGUGAAACAGUGUUAGUUGAUGAUAUAUUAUCAUCAGUUUCAUACAAACGUUAUCGUCGUUUCCUGAAAAACUUUUUCGAAAGUGUAGGUGCUCAAAUUUGACGUUAAGUAUUGCUCAGUAUGAAGACCAAUUUCUGAUAGGCAUAUUCAGUAUUACCAUCUGCAAACGGCAAGUCAAUGACAGAUUGUGAAUGUCAAGUGAUCGAGUUAACCAGUUCAACAGCACAGUUACUCAGCGUGUGAGGAAGAAAGAUAGAAGUAUUAAUUACGGAAGAACCUUGGAACCUAGCAAGCAGUUGUAUGGUGAUGUGCAUGAGAGUGUACAAGUGUUAGUGAAACCGUGUUCUUCAGUUUACGUUUUCGCACUUCAAACACACACACACAAACACCUUUGAAUGGUGUUUAACAAUUGUAUACAUAUUUACUUGGUCAAACUACUGCAUGUAUUGUUUCACACUGUUAUAACAAGCUAGACCGCGUACAGUGCAAGAUAAACGCAGAUGUACUUGAAAUGUUAACGAAAAUGUUAUGAUAGACUCUGGAAACUUAACGCAACCAUGAAUUAUGUUUUAUCGCUCCAGAAACGUCAACGUCAUUGAUAGGGCCUUGGAUAACCACUGAAGUAUUUGUGCGUGGACAUGUUUUGAUAUACUCUGAGCAAUGACAAGUUGUCCAUAAAUUUGAUGUGUUACUAGAAGUGUUCAUACUUGCAGAACAUCAAGAGAUACAAUAUUGAUACGAUACGAAAUAAUUGUAGUUUCGAUCGGUUUCAACAGGUUGCAAGCGUAGAAGAACGGAAACCUCACCUAAGGUUGUCCCAGGGUGCUGCAACCUCUUGUGUACAGCGUGUUUCUAUCCGGAUAAAAGGCAGCAACCGUACAGGAAAAGAGAAAGGAGAGAAGAUUUGGAAAUUGUUUUCAUGAAAGUGAAGGCAGAGUGUAACGAAGCGAAAAAAGUUUAUUCAAAAUAGAAGUGAAAUUUAAUUAACCAACCAUCACUGCUUGGUAAGAAAAUAUUGAAAGGUUAAAGCGAGCAAAAACAAAAAAAAAACUCAAAUAUACAAAUACAUUGGAAAACAGACCUUCGCUGCUGUGCACUUAAGUGGCACAUACAAGCAAAUGACUCAAGAGCAAGUAAAUUUAAGAGGCAUGCUGAUGGGUAAAAGUCACGUCUGCUGAAGCUUGUGAACUACAAAAUAAAACACGUCUGUACAGUUCAAAAAAACAAAGCAACGAUAAUCUUGUUUGUGUUUGCUUGCAGUUUUGUAAGCAAAUCCUAGUUCAUUUGCAAAAGCUCCAAAUUGCUACUCUGCGGAUUCACGUGUACUAGCACAUAAGGAGUGGCAUCCCUCGUGACAUUUUUUCGCUGCAAUUUCGCGUAUCAACUAAAUUAGCCACCGUGGAUACCAUAGCGUUACCUGGCGGAUUGUCUCAUGUCAGGAUGGCCCUAGCGAGAUUGCCGGUAGUGAGUGACUGUCCGGCAGGACAGACGGCUAGGGUCACCUCCAACCUGCACUCUUCCAGUAGCACAAUGGCAGUCAGUAGAGUGCCGUCACCUCCACUACCAGAGGUUAACACACCGGUUGCGGAAAACUGGUGUUAUACUCAGGUCAAAGUCGUUAAGUUCAGUUACAUGUGGACCAUCAACAAUUUCAGCUUCUGUCGGGAAGAAAUGGGCGAAGUGCUAAAAUCCUCCACAUUCUCCGCCGGUGCUAACGACAAACUCAAAUGGUGUUUGCGCGUUAAUCCCAAAGGUCUGGACGAGGAAAGUAAAGACUACCUGUCCCUCUACCUGCUACUCGUAUCCUGCAACAAAUCAGAAGUGCGAGCUAAAUUCAAGUUUUCGAUAUUGAACGCAAAACGGGAAGAAACAAAAGCGAUGGAAUCCCAGCGGGCGUACCGGUUCGUGCAGGGCAAAGACUGGGGCUUCAAAAAGUUCAUCCGGCGAGAUUUUUUGCUGGACGAAGCGAACGGUUUGCUGCCCGAGGACAAGCUGACGAUAUUCUGCGAGGUAAUUUGUGAAUAUCAUCCUGGUGACAUUUAUUUUCAUUUAUGUUUUCGUCUUGACCUACAGGUUAGUGUAGUCGCGGACAGCGUCAAUAUUUCCGGUCAGAGUAAUAUUAUACAAUUCAAAGUGCCAGAAUGUAAACUAUCAGAGGAUCUGGGGAUUCUGUUCGACAAUGAAAAGUUUAGCGACGUGACGUUAGCAGUGGGUGGACGGGAGUUCCAGGCACACAAAGCAAUCCUAGCGGCUCGCAGUCCUGUGUUUGCGGCGAUGUUUGAGCAUGAAAUGGAGGAGCGUAAACAGAACCGCGUGGCAAUCACUGACGUUGACCACGAAGUAUUAAAGGAGAUGCUUCGGUUUAUCUAUACCGGCAAGGCACCCAAUCUGGAUAAAAUGGCGGACGAUCUAUUGGCGGCGGCCGACAAAUACGCUCUCGAGAAACUGAAAGUGAUGUGUGAAGAAGCACUCUGUGUUAAUCUAUCGGUGGAAACAGCCGCGGAAACGUUGAUUCUUGCCGACCUGCAUAGCGCCGAUCAGCUGAAAGCGCAAACGAUAGACUUUAUCAACACCCAUGCGACGGACGUGAUGGAUACCGUUGGCUGGAAGAACAUGGUGACAACACACCCACACCUAAUAAACGAAGCAUUUCGUGCUCUAGCAACGCAGCAGAUACCACCGAUCGGCCCACCCCGCAAGCGGGUCAAAAUGAGCUGA
Sabethes cyaneus is the source of this 3052-nucleotide messenger RNA. RefSeq names its product protein roadkill (gene rdx). Lineage: Eukaryota; Metazoa; Arthropoda; Insecta; Diptera; Culicidae. Gene Ontology annotation, biological process: proteasome-mediated ubiquitin-dependent protein catabolic process; regulation of proteolysis. Gene Ontology annotation, molecular function: ubiquitin protein ligase binding. Gene Ontology annotation, cellular component: nucleus; cytoplasm. The transcript has 6 exons. The coding region runs from base 1775 to 3052 and encodes 425 amino acids. The record is from RefSeq and is a predicted model, not a curated record.